Messenger RNA from Prosopis cineraria, 752 nucleotides. Its product is annotated as protein TERMINAL FLOWER 1-like. The coding region runs from base 1 to 528 and encodes 175 amino acids. NCBI's taxonomy places the organism in Eukaryota, Viridiplantae, Streptophyta, Magnoliopsida, Fabales, Fabaceae. The transcript has 4 exons. Gene Ontology annotation, cellular component: cytoplasm; nucleus. The record is from RefSeq and is a predicted model, not a curated record. Gene Ontology annotation, biological process: vegetative to reproductive phase transition of meristem; negative regulation of flower development.
AUGGCAAAGAAACCUCUGAUGGUUGGGAGAGUGAUAGGAGACGUACUUGAUUCCUUCAGCCCCAGCGUGAACAUGGCUGUCUCUUACAACAAGAAGCAAAUCUUCAAUGGUUAUGAGCUCUUCCCUUCUGCUGUCACCGACAGACCCAGGGUUGAGAUUGAUGGACUCGAUAUGAGGUCCUUUUAUACGCUUGUGAUGACUGAUCCCGACGUCCCUGGCCCCAGCGAUCCUUAUCUCAGAGAACACUUGCACUGGAUGGUGACAGAUAUUCCAGGGACGACGGAUGCCACAUUUGGAAAAGAGGUGGUGAGCUAUGAGAUGCCGAAGCCAAACAUAGGGAUACACAGGUAUGUGUUCGUGCUGUUCAAGCAGAAUCGAAGGCAGUGUGUGAGGGCACCGUCUUUGUCUUCGUCUUCUUCAAGGGAUCACUUCAACACUCGGGAUUUCGCUGCACAGAACAAUCUUGGCCUCCCUGUUGCUGCCGUCUACUUCAACGCACAGAGGGAAACUGCUGCCAGAAGGCGCUGAGAACAAUGAUGCAUUUCAUGAAUAAAUUGGCUUAACAUUCCUCACCUCCAUCUGAUCUGUGUUGUAUCCAUCAGUAUAGUACCGCAUUUCCCUGUGUAAUAUAAAUGGCCAAGCAUUACCACCUGCGUCUUCUUGUAGUUGCAGUCUGUUCGCCUUCCGAUUCAAGGUUGGCCGUACCGCUGUAAGGAAUCUGCUUCUGUGUAUGUCUAUGACAUGUUUGUUUC